AUGUUGUUCACAAUCACAAGUGGUACUAUAAGCUCCACAUUUGCUGUCUUAUUUGUGCUCCUAACAACCUCUGCUAUAUGUUGUGUAAGUGCUGGGAUCAGCUCCAACAUUAGGUGCCUAGAGACAGAGAAAAAUGCUCUGCUUCAGUUCAAACAAGGCCUAGUGGAUAACUCCAAUGUUCUUGGAUCUUGGGAAAGCAAAAAAGAUUGUUGCCAGUGGAGAGGAAUUGCAUGCAGCAACCAAACAGGUCAUGUAACCAUGCUGGAUCUCUACUAUAAUUCUUCUGAUAUUUACAAUCUUGAAACUCCUUUAAGUGGUGUGAUUGCUCCUUCUCUGCUUGAAUUGCGAUAUCUAAAUUACUUGGACCUGAGUUUCAAUAAUUUUGAGGGAAAGAUUCCCGACUUCAUUGGCUCUUUGAGUCAGCUGAAACAACUCAAACUUGCAGGUGCUAGUCUUAGCGGACCUGUUCCUCCCCAACUGGGAAAUCUCUCUCAUUUGUAUACUCUUGAUCUUGCACAUAACUUCGUUACUUUUGAAAAUCUUGAGUGGUUAUCUCAUCUUUCCUCUUUGAGAUACCUGAACAUGUCAAGUCUUAACUUCUCUAAGGUUGUAAAUUGGCCUCACUCUAUAAGCAAGCUCCCUUCACUGGUUGAGCUGCAGUUAUCUUCAUGUAGUCUUCCUAAUGUCGACCUGAGAUCGCUUUCUUUCGUCAAUUCUUCAACCUCUCUUGAAGUCCUUGAACUCUCUGAUAAUUUUCUUAAUUCUUCCAUUUUGUAUUGGAUGGCCGAUAUCAGCACCAGCCUUGUACACAUUGGAUUGAUGGGAGACCGGUUACAAGGUCUCAUCCCAGAUGUUUUCUCAAACAUGGUUUCUCUAACAUCUCUUGAUCUGUCUUAUAACCAACUUGAGGGUGGGAUACCAAAAUCCUUUCGAAACCUAUGCAGAUUAGAAUCAUUGAACUUAUGGGAAAACAAACUUUCUGAUAAACUUCAAGACUCUAUCGAAAACUUGUCUUGUGCCCAGGAUACCCUUGAGUCCUUAAAAUUAAGUGGCAACCCGUUUUGGGGGCCAUUUCCUGAUAAUCUUACACGAUUUUCAUCCUUGAAAGAACUAUACAUCGAUGGUACCAAUAUGAGCGGGCCUCUCCCGAAAAGUUUUCAGGAACUUUACCAACUAAGAUCCUUGAGCCUAGUUUUAAACCAGUUCAGCGGGCCAUUACCAGAUUUUACAGGUCUUUCAUCAUUAAGACAACUAUUUCUUUCCAGAAAUCAACUAACCGGCUCACUACCUGAGAGUAUUGGGCAACUUUCUAGCCUUGAAUUUUUGGAUAUUUCUGUGAAUUCUUUGAAUGGUGUCUUAACAGAAGUCCACUUCUUGAACCUCUCUCGUUUACAGUUUUUGGAUGUUUCUUACAAUCCUUUGUCUUUCAACUUGAGUCCGUAUUGGAACCCACCUUUUCAACUUCACAUAUUAGACAUGAGUUCUUGCAAUGUAGGCCCUGAAUUUCCCAAAUGGAUUCAGACACAGAGAAAACUUACUGCUCUUGGUAUGUCUAAUGCUGGGAUCUCAGGUUCAGUACCUAAUGAGUUUUGGGAUCUAUCUUCCAACUUACUUGACUUAAAUCUCUCUAUGAACCAAAUCCAUGGGAAGUUUCCUAAUCUAUCAUCAAAGAACUGCACCUUUUUCACAAUUGACUUGACAUCUAAUCAGUUUUCUGGUCCACUCCCACCAUUUCCUUCAAACAUAAGCAAUGUUUUUCUCUCCAAAAACAUGUUUUCAGGAUCCCUAUCUUCCUUAUGUGCAACACAAGCUCCAGAAUUGUAUAAUCUCGACCUUUCUGAGAACCUACUGUCAGGGGAGCUUCCUGAUUGUUGGAUGCAAUAUCAAGCAUUACACUCACUGAAUUUGGCAAAGAAUAAUUUCUCCGGAAAAGUACCGAGCUCAUUAGGGCAGUUAACGUAUGUUGUGUUGUUACGCUUGCAUGAUAACAAUCUUUCAGGAGAACUGCCUCCUUCUUUAAAGAACUGUACAGAGUUAAGAGUUGUUGACCUUGGAGCCAAUAAAUUAUCUGGAAACAUACCAGCAUGGAUAGGCCCCAGCCUAACAAACUUGCUGGUUCUACGCUUACGGUCUAAUGAGUUCUAUGGAAGCAUACCCUUGAGUCUAUGUAGUCUUCCCGCUCUUCAUGUUUUAGACCUCUCUCAGAAUAAUAUAUCUGGAGCCUUGCCACAUUGCCUCCCUAAUAUAACAGCUUUGUCUUCUGUGUCUCCGAAGGUGGAGGAAAAUUGGAUUCUUGGCUUUGUACAACUGGUGUGGAAAGGGAUAGAGAUUGAAUUUGGAGAAAAUCUUAAGCAUUUGAGAAGCAUCGACAUCUCAAACAAUAACUUAAAUGGGGACAUUCCACAAAGUAUAACAAGUUUGCUGAAGUUGAUUUCUCUGAACCUAUCAGGAAACAGUUUUACCGGGGUGCUUCCCAGCAACUUUGGUCAGUUGGAGAUGUUAGAAUCUCUUGAUUUGUCAAGAAACCAGAUAUCUGGUAGAAUCCCUCCAAGUUUUUCAAGCUUACAUUAUCUUAGUGUCUUGGACUUGUCACACAACAACUUAUCAGGAAGAAUUCCACUAAGCACCCAACUUCAAACUUUUAAUGCUUCUGCGUUUAUGGGAAAUCUUGGACUUUGCGGGCCUCCACUCACGCCAGAAUGCCCAGGGGAUGAAGCAACUCAAGAUCCUGCAGUCCCCAAUGGAGAUGGAGGUGAUAAGACCAAACAAGAAGAUGAUGGUCUCAUAAGCUUCGGAUUUUAUGUCAGCAUGGUGCUUGGAUUGAUCAUAGGAUUCUGGGGAGUCUUUGGUACUUUACUACUUAAGAGUUCUUGGAGAUACGCCUAUUUCCGUUACUUGGAUAAUAUAAAAGAUCGGAUUAUGUGACAACAGCCAUGCACAAGGCAAAGUUGCAGAGGAGACUUCAAAGAUAAAUGGUUAAGCUAUUUCUUUUAUUUUAGUGUUAUGUGUUUGUGGGUUCUUUCGAUAUGCAGUGUAGAAAUUCAAAUUAGCAAUAUGAGAUGAUUAUCAUAUCUGAUCUUCCUUGAUAAUACAGGGGUUCCUCCUUUGAAACUCAUUUUUUGUUUUAACAUGAUUUUACUCCUCAGAAGCUGCUGGCGUAAGGCACAACCUUUUCUCCAGAAGUUGAAGUUUGAGGGCCAACGUGUGAGCCUCAUUUAUUUCAACCAUGAUGUAAUAUUAAAUGUCAUAAACUAUGACGCUUGUUUGUCUUAAGGAUUUUGUAUAAUGGACUGCUCUUUUCUGCUUCGGCUGGCUAUCAUACAUAUGCUAAGAUUGACAACUCUCAGAAACUGGGCUGAUCCCAUCAAACGAAAAUUUUCGCUAAUCGCCCUAGGCGGGCUAGCGCAGGCUAGGCGGGGCUAGGCGGGCUAGGCGGGGCUAGGCGGGCUAGGCGGCGCUAGGCGGGCUAGGCGGGCUAGGCGGCGCUAGGGGGGGCUAGGCGGGGCUAGGCGGGUCUGGGCGCCUGGGCUGAAAGAGGCGCUGGAAAAAAGCAGCGACGCGUACCUGCCUGGGCGUUUUGCCGCUGAGGUGCGGACGAGGGGCGGUUGAAGUGCGCAUGAGGCGGCGACACGCUUCUGGGAAGGAGAAGGGCGCUGUGAAGGAGAAAAUAUCUAACCUAAUUUUCAAUAUAGCUAGGGUUUUGUAAAAUGGGCUUAAACAUAGAAUUAAAA
This is a messenger RNA of Prunus avium (sweet cherry), 3731 nucleotides long. The record is from RefSeq and is a predicted model, not a curated record. Lineage: Eukaryota; Viridiplantae; Streptophyta; Magnoliopsida; Rosales; Rosaceae.